CGCCUAUUGGCAGUGGGAGGGCAGGGACUCUGUGGUCUCGGAGAUCAGAGGCUGGUAAAUCCGGCGGAGACAGCAGUGGGACGGUGUGUUUUAAUAUCUUAAAAAGAGAAGAAGAAAAAGAUGGCCUUCAGCAAAGGAUAUCGCAUUUAUCACAAACUGGACCCACCUCCCUACAGCGUGAUAGUGGAGACGAGAAACCGAGAGGAGUGCCUGCUGUUCGAGUCGGGAGCUGUUGCUGUCCUGUCGUCUGCGGAGAAGGAAGCCAUCAAGGGAGGAUACACCAAAAUGUUGGAUGCCUACGGGAUAUUGGGAGUGUUAAGGCUUAACCUUGGAGACGCGAUGCUGCACAGCCUCGUGGUAGUCACAGGGUGCAUGUCUGUCGGCAAGGUGCAGGAGUCCGAAGUCUUUCGAGUCACGUCCACUGACUUCGUCUCCCUGAGAAACGACCCUACGGAUGAAGAUCGGAUCUCGGACGUGCGGAAGAUCUUGAACUCUGGAAACUUUUAUUUCGCAUGGUCCUCCAGCGGGGUCAGUAUGGACCUCAGUCUCAACGCACAUCGCAGGAUUAAGGAAGAUACCACUGAUAACAGAUUCUUUUGGAACCAGUCGCUGCACUUGCACCUGAAGCACUAUGGGGUGAACUGUGACGACUGGCUGCUGCGGCUCAUGUGCGGCGGGGUGGAGAUCCGGACCAUCUAUGCCGGGCACAAGCAGGCCAAGGCCUGCGUCAUCUCGCGGCUCAGCUCCGAAAGAGCGGGCACCCGCUUCCACGUGCGCGGCACCAACGACGACGGCCAGGUGGCCAACUUCGUGGAAACCGAGCAGGUUAUUUUCCUGGAAGACUGUGUGUCUUCUUUCAUACAAAUCCGUGGAUCUGUUCCAUUGUUCUGGGAGCAACCAGGUAUUCAGGUUGGGUCGCACCGGGUUAAGUUGUCUCGGGGGUUUGAAGCCAAUGCUCCUGCUUUUGAAAGGCAUUUCAGCACCCUUAGAAGACUUUAUGGCAAACAAGUGAUUGUAAAUCUUCUUGGAAUGAAGGAAGGGGAGCACAUGCUUAGCAAAGGUUUCCAGAGCCAUUUAAAAGCGUCAGAGCAUGCCACUGCUGUGCGGAUGGUGAACUUCGACUACCACCAGAUGGUUAAGGGAGGGAAGGCCGAGAAGCUUCACAGUGUCCUCAAGCCCCAGGUCAGCAAGUUCCUGGAGGAGUGCGGCUUCUUCUACUAUGGGGACAACACUGUUCAGAGGUGUCAGACGGGAACCAUCAGAGUGAAUUGUCUUGACUGCCUGGACCGGACUAACAGUGUUCAGGCCUUUUUUGGCCUUGAGAUGCUGCCGAAGCAGCUGGAGCUCAUGGGCCUGACGGAGAAACCCCAGCUGGUGGCCCGCUUUCAGGAAGUGUUCCGCUCCAUGUGGUCCAUGAACGGAGACUCCAUCAGUAAGAUCUACGCUGGAACUGGAGCUCUCGAGGGGAAGGCUAAGGGCGGAAAGUUGAAAGAUGGCGCCCGCUCGGUCACCAGAACUAUCCAGAACAACUUUUUCGACAGCUCCAAACAGGAAGCAAUCGACGUCUUGCGGCUGGGCAGCACUUUGAACAGUGACUUGGCGGACAAGGCUCGUGCUUUACUGACGACCAGCAGUCUGUACGUUUCAGAACCAGUUUUGCAAUCAGCCUCUCCUAGAGUCCUGCUGGGCAUGUGCCAGAACUACUGUAAGUACACAAAACCCAAGCAGGUUCAAGUGUGCGUGGGCACAUGGAACGUGAAUGGAGGCAAGCAGUUUCGAAGUAUUGCCUUCCGCAAUCAGACCCUCACCGACUGGCUGCUGGAUGCUCCAAAAAUAGCAGGCAAUCCUGACUUUCAAGACAGCAGAAGAAACCCUAUUGACAUAUUUGCCAUUGGAUUUGAAGAAAUGGUGGAACUGAAUGCUGGAAAUAUUGUCAGUGCAAGCACUACCAAUCAGAAACUAUGGGCAGCUGAGCUCCAGAAGAAUAUUUCCAGAGAUAAUAAGUAUGUGCUGCUGGCCUCAGAACAGCUUGUGGGAGUCUGUCUCUUUGUCUUCAUCAGACCCCAGCAUGCCCCAUAUAUCCGGGACGUUGCCGUGGAUACGGUGAAAACGGGCAUGGGGGGAGCCACAGGGAACAAAGGCGCGGUGGCGAUCCGAAUGCUCUUCCACACCACCAGCAUCUGCUUCGUCUGCUCGCACUUUGCUGCCGGGCAGUCCCAGGUCAAGGAGAGGAACGACGAUUACAACGAAAUCGCACGGAAGCUUAGCUUCCCAAUGGGAAGACUGCUUUUCUCUCAUGAUUAUGUCUUCUGGUGUGGGGACUUCAACUAUCGCAUCGACCUUCCCAAUGAGGACGUGAAGGAGCUGAUUCGCCAGCGGAACUGGGACGCUCUCACAACUGGAGACCAGCUGAUCAACCAGAAGAACACUGGGCAGGUUUUCAGAGGGUUUUUGGAAGGAAAAAUCGAUUUCCCUCCCACCUACAAAUAUGACUUGUUUUCAGACGACUAUGACACAAGUGAGAAAUGCCGGACUCCAGCUUGGACAGACCGCGUGCUCUGGAAAAGAAGGAAGUGGACUUUUGACAAGUCUGCCGAGGACAUUAGUCUGGUGAACGCAUGUGUGAAUGAAGAAGACAAGUUCAAGUACACAUGGACUCCUGGUACCCUUCUGCAUUACGGCAGAGCAGAAUUAAAGACAUCAGAUCACAGGCCAGUAGUUGCUGUCCUUGAUGUGGAUGUGCUGGAGGUGGACCCGGAGGCUCGUCACCAAAUCUAUAAAGAGGUUAUUGCAGAGCAGGGGCCUCCGGAUGGCACCGUGCUGGUCUCCUUGAGCAGCUCCACUCCUGAAGACGACUACUUCGAUGACAAUCUCAUUGACCACUUGCUGCAGCAGUUUGCUGCAUGCGGAGAAGUCAUUCUUAUUAGGUUUGUGGAUCAGAAAAUGUGGGUGACAUUUUUGGAAGGUUACUCUGCGCUGGCUGCUCUGCGUUUCAGCGGCACCAAAAUACUCGAGAGGACCAUUGAUAUCAGUCUGAAAAGCCCAGAUUGGAUUAAGAGUCUGGAGGAGGAGAUGAGCCUGGAGAGAAUCACUGGAGGGAUCCCAGCCUCGGCCAGCUCCACCCUGCUAGGGGAAGACGCAGAGGUGGCUGCAGACUACGACAUGGAAGGCGAGGUGGACGACUACUGUGCGGAAGUGGAGGAGAUUCUGCCCCAGCAUCUCCAGCCCAGUAUGGGGACAGGUCCUGCAGUGUCUCCCGGUUCCUCGCCACGAACCAGCCCCUGCCCCUCCCCCACUCUGCCUGAGCCCGCCCCCCCCUGCAGGCCCAGCCGGGCGCCCCCCCGAACUGCGGGACCUCCACAAGGCUCCCCAGUGGAUUUCCAGCCCAUCAGUGCGCCGCGUGAGCCACCCCAGGGGCUGGAGCCGAAGCGCCCCCCUCCCCCGCGCCCUAACGCCCCCCCUGCCAGGCCUGCACCUCCCCAGAGGCCCCCACCACCGUCAGGAGGCAGAAGUCCAACACCAUGUAAAAAAGAAUUUGGAGGCCUUGGAGCUCCACCAAGCCCAGCGGUAGCUAGGAGAGACCUGGAAGGACAAAAAAGCCCAGGAUUAGUUAGAAAGGAUUUAGGAGUUCGACCUCAGACUCAAGCCGGCCAGGGAACUGGUGGACCACCGAAACCAACCGUGCCUCCCCGUGCGGGUGUCAUCAGCAUCACAUCCCAACCCAGACCCCAUGCUUCCAGACCCACUCCUGAGGUCCAGGGCAAGCCAACGGAGCUCUCCCUGGGGCCAUCUUUACUUCCCGAACCCCUGAAGCCACAGAUGGCCUCUCCCAUACAGCCUCAGCCUGCUGCUCCUCCUCCCGUCAGAGCCCUGCAAGAGCCUCUGGUUCCCACAAUGUCUCACCCUGCCCCUCAGGCCUUGGACCCCCCCCCACAGCCCCCACCUCGCAGCAGGUCCUCCCACACCCUGCCGGAGGCCGUGCCUCCCGCACAGACCAAUGGAGUGAAUGGCAUCCAAGAAGCACAAUGGAAGACCGACCCCUUCAAUCUGCUUUCAUCUGAUCUGCUUUCCAGUCCCUGGCCAAAGACCCAGUCCUUGACCAGAAGUUGUUCUCAAAGGCCAGUGCCUCGUGUGUCCACUUUCCCAGAUUCGCUUUCCCUUUUAAUUCCCUUAUCACAGAGCUCUGCGAAUGGCAAGGAAGCCCCUAACCCUAUGCUGCAGUUACCCCCCAUUCCCUCUCGCAGCAAAUCAACAGAAACCCUACGCGUGUCUCCAAACCCUUUUCUGUCUGACAUCCAGGCCGUCAGCUCCAACCCGUUCACUGGAAAGCCCGUCACCUCGGGAAGCCAGCUUACGCCUCCCAUCUCCAUUCCGGGAGCUCCGCCCUUCCCUCACAGAACGAUGUCUGGGUUCGGUCAGAACGCCGAGCUUUCUGUAGGCCCCAUCCUAGAGAAGGUCAACGCUGAGGAGACCCGGAAAAAGCAGUGGGUCACCUUUGACGAUGACAACGACUUCUGCCAGGCAGCACGAAUGCCGCCAGCGGCGCCCCCUGUUUCGAGCGCCCCUUUUGUCGACACACAGAGCCUGUUCCCCAGUUCAGGGCUUGACCUGGGCAGCAACUGGGGGGCACCCCCAGCCGCGGCACUCCGAGGCCCCACACCUCCACUCUUCACAAGACCAAAUUCCCACAGCCCACAGAUGGACACGGGUUCAACCAACAGCUUUCUCACUUCAAAAGAGUUUACAGAAACGUAGAUUUAGAAAGGAGUAAACAUUUAAAAGUAAAUACGUGUUUAUAUGGGUUUAUGAUUGAUAUAAAUGUUACGUAUCUUAGAAAUGCAUAGUAUUGAUUAAGCAAUACUACACAUUAGCAUGGAAAAAGACAGUAAACAUUUUCUUUUUAUAAAUUUGUACGGCCUUAACCCAAAACAACUUAUAGUCAUUUUUCAAUCAUAACCUUUUUCACUCUUUUCCGUACAGUAGCUGUGUAAACUUUCCUUCAGUUAAUCUCAGCUGCCAUGUCUAGUUGGGUUUAAAGCACUAUUCUCAUUGAUGAGGAAUUGAUUAUUUCUUCCAUUUUAAUAUGUAACAUUUUAGUCAAAAAUAUGCAUUUCUGCUGUCUUAUUUUAAUUUUGUCA
Molecule: messenger RNA, 5138 nt
Organism: Lepisosteus oculatus (spotted gar)
Lineage: Eukaryota; Metazoa; Chordata; Actinopteri; Semionotiformes; Lepisosteidae
Gene: synj1
Product: synaptojanin 1
Biological process (GO): synaptic vesicle endocytosis; phosphatidylinositol dephosphorylation
Molecular function (GO): nucleic acid binding; SH3 domain binding; phosphatidylinositol-4,5-bisphosphate 5-phosphatase activity
Source: RefSeq, a predicted model, not a curated record